This is a messenger RNA of Thlaspi arvense, 414 nucleotides long. The record is from the annotation of a GenBank genome assembly. Lineage: Eukaryota; Viridiplantae; Streptophyta; Magnoliopsida; Brassicales; Brassicaceae.
AUGAGAAACCUGAAGCGCCUGCACCGAAGAAAUCUUCGUCUGCUUCGCUCGAUAGAGCUAGCUGAUUUGUCAAAGGAGAAGAGAUUGUCUUUUGUCAGAGCAUGGGAAGAUAGCGAAAAGAGCAAAGCAGAGAACAAAGCUGAGAAGAAGGUCUCUGAUGUUCUUGCUUGGGAAAACACCAAGAAAGCAGCUGUUGAAGCCCAACUCAAGAAAAUCGAGGAGAAGCUUGAGAAGAAGAAAGCAGAGUAUGCAGAGAGGAUGAAGAAUAAGGUUGCAGCUAUUCACAAGGAAGCAGAAGAGAGGAGAGCAAUGAUUGAAGCUAAGCGUGGAGAAGACAUUCUCAAGGCAGAAGAAACGGCUGCUAAAUACAGAGCUACUGGAAUUGUCCCAAAGGCUACUUGUGGAUGUUUCUAA